Messenger RNA from Hevea brasiliensis (rubber tree), 577 nucleotides. RefSeq names its product mavicyanin. Lineage: Eukaryota; Viridiplantae; Streptophyta; Magnoliopsida; Malpighiales; Euphorbiaceae. Gene Ontology annotation, molecular function: electron transfer activity. Gene Ontology annotation, cellular component: plasma membrane. Bases 25 to 381 code for a protein of 118 amino acids. The record is from RefSeq and is a predicted model, not a curated record. The transcript is spliced from 2 exons.
CUUCAAGCUCAUUCAUUCUCCAAUAUGGUUGUACCCCACCUUCUUGCUACGUACCUUAAUGUGCUUCAUGCAAUAGGAGCAACCCACAUAGUCGGAGACACUGAUGGAUGGACACUCUUCACCAAUUCCUCCAACUGGGUCCAGGGAAAAGAGUUUCACGUUGGCGAUGUCCUUGAGUUCAAUUACGAAAAAGGCUUGCACAAUGUGAUGCAAGUGAAUUCAACAGCCUAUGAAGGAUGCAUAAAAGACACGUACAUGGGACUGUUUACAGGCGGUAAUGACUCGCUGUUCUUAUCAGAGGUUGGCCGAAUCUGGUUCAUAUGUGGAGUAAGUGAUCACUGUGAAAAUGGCCAGAAGUUGACCAUCAAUGUGGUUCCAUAGAUUUGGAGGAACACCAGAACACGUGCCCAUAUUAGUUUCUUGAAUUCCUUGAAUAAAUCAAACUGCUGUUUCUUAAGAGUUCUCCAAAUAAAACACAAAUCUCACAAACUGAGGAAGUUCAGUUUUUCUGUUACAAAAAAUGUCAUGCAAUAACCAGACAUUCUUGGUCAACACAAAUUAUAGAAAUGCACACCCA